Molecule: messenger RNA, 510 nt
Organism: Anarrhichthys ocellatus (wolf-eel)
Lineage: Eukaryota; Metazoa; Chordata; Actinopteri; Perciformes; Anarhichadidae
Product: protein Shroom4-like
Exons: 2
Coding region: 82-360 (92 amino acids)
Biological process (GO): actin filament organization
Cellular component (GO): cortical actin cytoskeleton; apical junction complex; adherens junction
Molecular function (GO): actin filament binding
Source: RefSeq, a predicted model, not a curated record
UCCAUUCGUUGUUGUCGGAGCGGCGAUGGAGGAGCCGAGGCACCGCUAAACGUUUCAACGGAACCGUCGUUGGGAGAGAGAAUGGAAACGGUUGAGCAGCUCGUCUCUUUCCACCACAUUCAGGUCCAGUUGAGCGGGGGCGCGCCUUGGGGGUUCACGCUGAAAGGAGGGCUCGAGCACGCGGAGCCACUCAUCAUCACUAAAAUCGAGGAUGGAGGGAAGGCCGCCCUGUGCACGAAGCUGAAAGUGGGCGACGAGCUCAUCAACAUCAACGGGUCGGCGCUCUACGGCAGCAGACAGGAAGCCCUCAUCCUCAUCAAGGGAUCCUACCGGAUACUGAAGCUCGCCGUCAGGAGGUAAACACACACACACACACACACACAGAUCCUUCACAAUGACUUCAAAAGGAACAUUUCAGCAUUUGUUGUUCGUGACUUUCGUGCCGACACUUAAAGACGUCUUGGCGUUGAAUCGGGGAAGGAAGGUGAGGGAGGAGACGAGAAGGAGGUC